AUGUUUCACUAUGGGAAGAUUAAGUUCAAUCAGUGCAGCGCUUGUAACAACAAGGACUGGUGUUUUGUUAUUCCAGGCUGGCCUAGUGAAGAAAAGAUCAAUCCUGCCUUCUGGACUUGUUGCAAUCGAUGCAAAUGGCACCGUGAGAGUGUUUUUUGGUUCAAGGUGAUGCGUGUCUAUGUUGUGCCAGGGAAUCCAUACCCUUAUAAUUAG
Molecule: messenger RNA, 213 nt
Organism: Prunus armeniaca (apricot)
Lineage: Eukaryota; Viridiplantae; Streptophyta; Magnoliopsida; Rosales; Rosaceae
Source: the annotation of a GenBank genome assembly